Molecule: messenger RNA, 1710 nt
Organism: Lodderomyces margitis
Lineage: Eukaryota; Fungi; Ascomycota; Pichiomycetes; Serinales; Debaryomycetaceae
Product: ATP-dependent DNA/RNA helicase
Exons: 1
Coding region: 1-1710 (569 amino acids)
Cellular component (GO): nucleolus
Molecular function (GO): nucleic acid binding; RNA helicase activity; ATP binding
Source: RefSeq, a predicted model, not a curated record
AUGUCAACGACCACAGCUGCAUCGUCAACUUAUGUAGACGAGGACACUACUUGGAAAUCAUUGAAUCUUGACCCAAGGUUACUACAGGCUAUCGAUCAACUUGGGUUUGAGAAUCCGACACUUAUACAAAGCAGUGCUAUACCCUUGGCAUUGGAUGAGAAGAGAGAUAUUAUUGCUAAAGCAUCAACCGGAUCAGGUAAAACUGCCGCCUACGCUAUACCGAUAAUUCAGAACUUGUUGCUUGAAGAUUCUGGCCCUGGUAUAAAGUCUGUUGUACUUGUACCCACUAGAGAAUUAUCGAAUCAAGUAUAUCAAUUCAUGGAGCAGUUGAUUAGACACAGCAACAAGAAAAUAGGCAUUUUGAAUCUAUCAUCAAGUUACAGUGACCAAGUUUUGAACUCCUUACUAGCGAACAGACCUGAAAUUAUCAUUUCCACACCAAGCAAGUUGAUCCAAAUUUUGGAAAUGAAUGAUGAGAAGUCCCCCAUAGACUUGAGCACAGUGAGGAACUUGACCAUUGAUGAGGUUGACUUGAUUUUGAGUUUCGGUUACUUGGAAGACUUGGCAAAGUUGGAAUCGUACUUACCAGUCAAGAAAAAUUUGCAAACAUUCUUGAUGUCGGCAACGCUCAAUGACGAUAUAAACGAGCUCAAGACAAAAUUUUGUACUAAACCAGCCAUCUUGAAAUUGGAUGACGAACAAAGUAGCAAUGAUAAAUUGGUCCAGUUUUACGCCAAAACCACAGAGUUUGAUAAGUUUCUAUUAAGUUAUGUUAUUUUCAAGUUAAACUUGAUCAAGGGUAAAACAAUUGUCUUUGUCAACAGCAUCGACAGGGGAUACAGAUUGAAACUAUUUUUGGAACAGUUUGGUAUAAGAUGCUGCAUCUUGAAUAGCGAAUUGCCAAUAAACUCGAGACUACAUAUCGUCGAAGAGUUCAACAAGAAUGUCUACCAUUUGCUAAUUGCAACAGACGAGAUUUCUGUCGAGAGAGAGGAAGGAGAGAUUGUAGAAGAGGGAAAGAGUGCUGAUAAAGAAGCAAAAUCAAAGUCCAAGAAAUCAAAAAAGGAUAAGGAGUAUGGCGUAUCCCGUGGUGUAGAUUUCAAAAAUGUGGCUUGUGUUUUGAACUUUGAUCUUCCUACUACAUCGAAAGCAUAUGUGCACCGAAUUGGUAGAACUGCUAGAGCCGGGAAAUCAGGAAUGGCUCUUUCGUUUGUGAUUCCGGUAAAGGAGGUGGGAAAACACAAGACAGCAACUUUACCAACGGCCAAGAAAGAUGAAAAAGUUUUGAGCAGAAUCAUCAAACAACAAGAAAAGAAUGGCUUUGAAAUAAAGCCAUAUCAAUUUGACAUGAAGCAGGUUGAAGGGUUUAGAUACCGUGCAGAUGAUGCAUUCAGGGCGGUAACACAAACCGCCAUCAGAGAAGCAAGAGUGAAAGAAUUGAAAAACGAAUUAAUUAACUCAGAGAAAUUAAAGAGAUUCUUUCAGGAAAACCCUCAAAAUUUGGCUAGUUUGAGACAUGAUAAGGAGUUACAUCCAGCAAGAGUUCAAGCGCAUUUGAGAAAUCUCCCAGAAUAUCUUUUACCAGAGAGUGCAAGAAGCGAUGUGAAAAAUAUCGGGUUUGUUCCCUUCCACAAGAACAAGGUGAAUAAACACAGAAAGAAAGGAAAGCCGAGAAGAAAACAAGACCCAUUGAAAACAUUCAAGAAAUAA